CAAACAGCUGACGGGCAGAAGCAGAAGCUUCAUGCGCAGAUUAAUGGCAACGGCUUCCAGGCGAGAUGUGCGCGUACACUGUUUGACCAAAAUUGACAGUUUGUGGAUGAAAUGCGCUGACUACUCUUUUUAGAAGUUCUCAUUUUUUGCUCUGGAUGGAAUGAAGGUUGGGUAGGAGAAAGAACGAGAGAGAACUAAUGAACGUUUGGUAAGAGAGAAGGGUCGCCCAAAGGAUACAUUGCAUGACUCUGAUAUAAGGACAUGUAUGGAAUAGAACAAUUGCAAGAAAGGAAGACCAUUUCGGAAUAUUUUUGUGCAUGCACAUUUUGAAUAAAAGAGGGAGAAGUUCCUCUUAUUUUCUGUCUUCAUCAAUUCAUUAAUAUUGUUUUCUCUUGCUACUAAGAUUUUGACAACUAUUCACCUUUGACAUACAGGCAACUUCAGGUAACGGGAAAAGAGGACACUGACUUUUGUAAUAUUAUUUUCACAUUGAAUAUUAAAUUCUAUGUGAACCACUAAGUUGUAGCCUAUAUUUGUUUCUGUAUCAAGCCAUAACCCAACCAUGCAGCAGGAACGCUUGCUGAAGGUUCUAGUCAUCGGUGACCUGGGGGUCGGGAAGACGUCCAUAAUAAAGCGUUAUGUCCAUCAGAUAUUCUCACAACAUUACAGAGCCACCGUCGGAGUCGACUUCGCCCUCAAACUCCUCAAUUGGGAUCACAAGACGGUCGUGCGACUGCAGCUGUGGGACAUCGCAGGCCAGGAGCGCUAUGGCAACAUGACGCGGGUUUACUACCGCGAGGCUGUGGGAGCGUUGGUGAUCUUUGACAUGACGCGGGCCUCUACCUUCCAGGCUGUCCUCAAGUGGAAGGGAGACCUCGACUCCAAGGUUGCUCUGGGUAACGGGAGGCCAGUUCCGGCCGUCUUAUUGGGUAAUAAAUGUGACCAGCUGAGUACGGGUCUCUGUUCCAAACUGCCCAAACUGGAGAACUUCACUAGAGACCACGGCUUUGUAGGGUGGUACGAGACCUCCGCCAAGGACAACAUCAACAUCGACGCGGCCAUCAUGUGUUUGGUAGAGAGCAUCAUGGCUGUAGAAGAGGAGAGGCCGCCAGCUGGAGAUCCUAGCACCCUGGUCUCACCACGCUUUGACUACAAUAGGACAGGGAUGGCUGGACUGCCUGGGUGCGAUGGGUGUAAAAAGUGACCUCUGCCUGGCUGAAGGGAGAUGGGGGAUAUUUGAGGGAUGAGAGAUGGGGGGGAAGGAGUGGAGGAGAGAGGAUAGCGAGCUUUCUAGUUGUGAUGGGUAUAAUAAGUUAACUUUGCCAGGCCAGAGGGACAUGGGCAAUAUCUGAAGGGGGGAUUAAGGUAGAGAGAAGGACAGUGGCUUUUGACUCCAAUGAACUCUCUAUGCUAGAAUGGAAGGGGACCGAGGGGGAGAGAUGAAGGAAGAGAUGGGAAGGAGUAGGGGGAUAGAGAGACACACAGAGAGAGAGAUGGGAAAUAUAGUGUGUGUAAAAGAGAGAGCGAUAGUAGCAUGAUGCAUUAGAUAUGGAUGGACUGCUACAAAGGGUCAUGUGAACUGAGCUAAGCCUGGAUGACAUGAGAGAUCUAAUCACAUCACAGUGGAGGACAUAAGCCUCCACAUUGGCAAGGAAACAGCUGUGAUGUUAUCAAUAGCGUUGCUAUUGCAACACACUCAUCACGAAGGCUGCUUUUGUAAAUUCACUCUGGCCAUCUAAUUCCGAUUUCAGAGCACUCUCAUCUGAGUGUGUCAGAGCGUAGAACAACUGAUGAAUUUACAAACUUUCAACACCCGCUGAAUAAGACCGGUGUCAAUAAACGUCUGCAAGAAAACGUCAUUCAAUUGUUGCCAGGAGCACAGUUACAGGAGCACAGGAGCACAGUUACAGUCACUAAUGCUCUAGAUAACAUGAAAACAGCCUCUGCUAGGGUGAGUAAAAUGGCCAGUGAGGUGUUCUCUCAUAUGUGUCUAGAAGUAGCUAGUGAGCUAGCCAACUUUAGCCAGUUAGCUUGGGUGCUUGUUGCAAGGUCAGAACACUCGAAUCAACCCUUCUCCACGGGUUGAUUUUACAAUCUGACAAUGCUCUGAAUUUACAAACGACCCAGAGCGUACUAUGACACACUGGAGGCAAUUUAUGAACACACCCAUAGUGAAAAAGAGACAGUGUCGUUCUAUACCAAAAUAAGAUAUACCAUCUUCUGUCUGUAUGUGUGCUUGUGUAUUUAGUUAUAACCAUCAACAUUAAACUUCUGCCUCUACACAA
Messenger RNA from Oncorhynchus mykiss (rainbow trout), 2285 nucleotides. The record is from RefSeq and is a predicted model, not a curated record. NCBI's taxonomy places the organism in Eukaryota, Metazoa, Chordata, Actinopteri, Salmoniformes, Salmonidae.